GUUACUGCCAUCUUCGGUGGUUUGUCUCUCUCUUGAUCCAUAGAGGUCAUAUUUUUUUAAAGAUGGUUGUUCAUUCAUCUGCAAGUAUGAAUGAGAUUCAUGCUUUGUCCAAAUUGGUUGAUAGAUGAGAUGUGUGCAUGAACAGACUAGGUUGACUUGCCUUUCUACAUUUCAUUACCAAAUAAAUUAAAAGAAACUUUACACUGUGUAUUAAAGUUUUUUUAUUACAUUACUGCAGAAAUAUCUGCCGUGGUUUUUUUUUUUUACAUCUGUUUGUUUUAUUUUCAAUAACUCCAUUCAUUGUUUUUAUUUCUAUCUUAUUUUUGUGUGUAUUUCCUUUUAUAAGUUGACUUGAAACCGAUUUGAUCUCUCAAUAAAUAAAAAAUAUAGCAUUUCUCACACAAUUAACAGCUUUAGGAGCUUCUCAGUCACUGAGCGGAACUCGGAACUAAAGCUAAACGAAGGGGACUGUUUAGUAUGUGACACCGUUGUCCAAAAAAGCCUAUUUGCGUGUUUUAAUUCUUUUAACCAUUAAUAUUUAAUUUAAGAGGAACUAUUUCAGCUAGAUAAACGUAGAUGUUGGAUUUUAAGCUUUAGAAGUGAGGAUGGUGAGACUCAUGCCUCGUUACUGGAGCGUUUUAUUGAAGAAGUGGAGCUGUCGGCGCGGUGGUUAGCCGUCCGCGACCAGGAAUUAUCCUGUUCCCGGGAGCGGUUCUUCCCCAGGGACGGGAUGGAUGCGCGGCACAGGGCUGGGGUGUUCUACAGGGCCAUGCCUGCUGUGGGGGCGGAUGGGAAAAACAUCAUGAAGCUCAUUCCAGUCCCGAUGGCGAGGAGGCGCUUCGACCAAACGCUGCCGGGCCGGCCCCCGUCACACCUGCAGAAGCCCCCCUCCCGUGCUGCUCCACUGCUGCAGAACCGCAGAGACCUCCAGCUUCCAGUGACAGUGAAGUCCCCCGCCCUCCCCCAGGGUCAGUGCCUGCAGAUCCCCCCCCACGCUCAGGUGCAGCGAGUCCCCGCGUCCCACCUCCCACCAGGAGUCAAGGAGCGGAUCUUUGCUUCGUCGCCCAGCUCCGGCCUGGCCAGCGUGGUGUACGUGUCCCCGGUGACCGCCGUGGACCAGGCCCCCCCAGGGCCCCCCAGACCGCUCUGUACGGGGCUGAAGCCACAUCUAAAACUGAUUCCAAAGGUGUCGCAGAGGCCCAGCAGCCCCACGCGGUGGGUCAUUGAAGAGGCUGAGGACCCUAAACCCCCCCCCGCCUCAGGUGUGCACGAGGACGCGCUGGUGGUCUGCAACGGGAAGGUGUUCUUUGUGGGCCUGAAGAGCAGCUCAGCUCUGAAGACCGCCCCAGAAACCAGACCCCCGAACUGCAGACCUCCCCCUGAGUCAGGAGAGGUGAUUGACCUCUGUGAGGAGGAGGAGCCUGACGCUGCAGGCCCCCGCCCUGAUGAAGACAACGUCAUCUUCGUGUCCUACACUCAUCCCCGCUCCGAGCCUGGCUCCACCCACGACCCGACCGCAAAGGGCCCCUCCCUGCUUACCUCUUCGGGGGGUGGGCGGAGCUUCUCGCUUGGAGACGUUGACGUGGUCUGUUCUUCAGAGGCGACACGUGAAGAACAGAGGGCCAUGGACCCCCCUUUAAUGGACCCCCCUUUAAGGGCGGGACUUCCUGCAGAGAAAGUACAGCCGUGUGAAGAUCCAGCAUCCUCCCGGACCGGGGUUCUGGGGUUCCGGGAGGGCGACCGUCGGCUCAUGAGGAUGUUCGGGAUCCACGCGGAGCUGAGGGUCACCCUGCCGAAGAUCCACGCUGCUGCUGCACACCUGCAGGGCGAGGAGCCAACGGGCCGCCGGAUCGAGGUCGAACCGCUCCGCCUGAACAGUCCAGGAGAAGCAGACGGCGGUGCCCCCCCAGGGGAGAGCUGGUCCCCCGGUGAGGAGAGCCGCUGCUGCCCCCAAUCACAGUCUAUGGUUGGCUAUGUGGAGCCGAUAGACGAGGACCUCCCUGAAGUGCCCCCGCCCCCCCAGACCUGUGCGGCUGUCAGCAGGAGGAGGGUGGGCCGGACCAGGAAGCGGACCACAUGUCCUUGUUGCAUCCCAGCUGCUCUGUUUCCUGCUUGGAAAUCUGGCCCAGAAGAGGCUGGGGGGGGCACCGACAGCACCAGUGAAGGCCCCAAAAAGAGACGGAAGAACCUCCUCGAGGAUCAGCUGUGUGACGGACAGCUGAGCUCGAGGGGGGGGCCGUUUCUGUAGCUUUAUUUUGGAAGAUUUCUCUUCAGAGAUGAGGCUUUUAUUGUGAAAAAUCCAAACUACUGACUUAGUGUUUUCCAGAUGUUUUGAUCCAAACUUCAGCAUAAACCUGUAGUUGUUACUGACUGACCCCCUCACCCCCCCGCAGCACAGACAGGUGUGCAUGAGAGCGUGCACGUCAGGGUCAAAGGUCACCAGCUCAACAGAACUUUUCUAAAGCAGAUCCAGUUCGUCAUGAAUGCAGAUGAACACGUUUGUGUUCAACAAGACUGAAGCUGCAUUACGACUCGAGUUCGAUUGUCUCCUGACUCCCAGGCAGGUUUUCUUCUCAACAAUAAACUCUUUCCUGUCAUGUUUCA
Messenger RNA from Oryzias melastigma (Indian medaka), 2604 nucleotides. It is a transcript of the gene lrif1, whose product is annotated as ligand dependent nuclear receptor interacting factor 1. Gene Ontology annotation, biological process: regulation of DNA-templated transcription. The transcript is spliced from 4 exons. Gene Ontology annotation, molecular function: nuclear retinoic acid receptor binding. The coding region runs from base 731 to 2248 and encodes 505 amino acids. Lineage: Eukaryota; Metazoa; Chordata; Actinopteri; Beloniformes; Adrianichthyidae. The record is from RefSeq and is a predicted model, not a curated record.